GUUCAAAACUGUCCUCCAUAUUUGAUGAGGUUGCACGGGGCCCAUCAACUAUGCACUUGAAUGGCAUCAACAAAAAUGAAUUGUCGGAGAACAUCGUAUAUGUGCUUAUUUGUUUUUGUCAUAUUUGUAAUAAUCGUUUACAUGACGUUUUUCAAUCAUGGACCCCCUGAAAAAAUCCUUUCUGCUAACUCAAGGACAAAUGCGUAUCUGGACCGUGUGUUAGCUGGGGAUGGCGAUGAAGAGGUUCUAAGGUCGGCUCGGGCUUGGGAUUCAUUUAUGAAGGCUAAUCAUUACGUCUCCAUUGGUGAUAUCUACGAUAGUUGUGAGGAAGACGGUAGAAAAUGGUUAGGUAAAACCAUCAUUCUACCAGAUAAAAGAAGAGGCGGUGUUACAUCAAAAACUUUUUUAAAUGUAACAUUUGAGAAAACCUUAGAUGACGGUGAAUUUUUCCUGAGUGUUAGUUAUGGUGGUAAAGAUCUGUACGAGAAUAAGUGGAAGUUUUGUGAGAUGGAGGAGGACGAGGAUGACGAAGAACGAUGGAUCUUCUGUCCGUACAAACCCGGAAGUUACUCCUGGGUCAUAGACCGGAAAAUACCCAAUUAUCUUCCUAAGGGUACCUAUAAAGCCACAGCGAGAUUAACAGAUGAAAAUGAAGAAGUCCUUAUGUGUGGAUUCGCAGAAUUUGUUUUGUAGAUCUGAACAGUGUAUCUAGUUUAACUAUUUGUUAUGUUGCAUUGAUAUUAUGAGCAAAACAUGUUGAUGUGAACGAUGUUUCUAUAGAUAGUGCAAUAUUUCACGUAUAUCGAGGUAAACAAUGACAUAAUUUAUUGGUGACAUGACGAUUUGAAUGUAAAAUUAGUACAUUGACAGUUAUUGGCGCCUGUUAUUGAGAGAGAGAGAGAGCUGGGCUAUGAAUCCCUCCUGCACCUCGUCCCGAACACGUAUAAAAUUAUAAAUUGGAGUUCAGAAUCAGAAAAAAAUGUAUAUAAAUGACUUUGGGUCCUAGAAAAACGACACCUCUCAAAUAAUGAGGACAUUUGUGAUCAGCCACGUUACAUUUCAGGUACAUGCACAAAUACAGAAAAAUUACAAAUCUAACAAUAUUACCACUUUGACGUCUUAUAGUAUAAGGUACUUCAUUAAAAACAAAUUUGGUGUUUCUUGGCCUUUUUGUUAGAAUAUUCAUGCUGAAUGUUCAGGAAUUUUAACAUAGAUUCUUUAUAUUAUAUUGAUAGGCAACUUUAUCUAUCUAAAAUGAAUGUGACCUGUCAUUGACGCAACCUUAUUUACAAGGACAAUAGCCCUAAUCAGAUAAAUAUCAGAUAAUAAAGCUUACUGUAUCAAUCUGUAUCUCUAUGUCAAUUUCUCUUUGUGAACUACAUGUAAAAAGUUGGAAUUGAAAAUAAAAGUUGAAAAAUA
This is a messenger RNA of Saccostrea cuccullata (small rock oyster), 1419 nucleotides long. Its product is annotated as putative phosphatidylglycerol/phosphatidylinositol transfer protein DDB_G0282107. Bases 61 to 693 code for a protein of 210 amino acids. The transcript is spliced from 4 exons. NCBI's taxonomy places the organism in Eukaryota, Metazoa, Mollusca, Bivalvia, Ostreida, Ostreidae. The record is from RefSeq and is a predicted model, not a curated record.